UAGCGGAUAGAUUAAUUAGUAUUUGGCCAUCUAUUAUAAAAAUUGUUAAUUAUUGGGAGUCUCUGCCUAAAAGUAAACGACCAUCUUGCAAAUCAUAUAAGUUUGUUGUAAAUGCUGGCGAGCAUGUUUGAACCGUUUCUGAAGCUCUAUCAGACAAAUGCUCCAAUGUUGCCUCACAUGAAUGGUGAUCUUGUGCAGUUGAUUAAGAGUAUUCUUAGGAUGUUUAUUAAAUCUGAAACUAUUGAGGCUACCUCAAAACUUACCAAAAUUGAUCUGCAAAAUAAAGAGAACCAUUUGAAACCCAGUGAAAUUGAUAUUGGGUUUGCUGCUGAAUUAUCACUGUCAAAGCUCAGAAAAAAUGAUGCAGUUAUUUUGAAGGAUAUGAAAGAAUUUAAAAUUCAAUGCAUGCACAUUUUAAUUUCAGCUGCUGAAAAGUUAUUUAAAAGAUGUCCCCUUGAUUUUGUGAUUGUUAACACGAGUACUUGUUUGCUUCCAAAUUUUUAUGCUCAGAUCACACCUGAAAAAAAUAGGAAUCAAAUGAAAAUAUUGCUGCAUCAUCUUAUUUCACUUGGAAUAUUAACUGCUUCUUAUUCUGACAAAGUUAUCAGCCAGUUCUCAAAGUUUAUUUCAUUAGAAUUUGCUCUGAAUCAGGAUGUUUUCAUUAGUUAUGAUCAAAAUAAUAAACGUCUUGAUGAUUUUUACUUCAAAAACAUUGACAUAAAAAAGUAUCCAGAGUUGUCAUCUGUCAUUAAGUUGGUUUUGACUCUGAGUCAUGGACAGGCAUCAGUUGAACGGGGGUUUAGUGUCAAUAAGGAUGUGGUUAACGAUAAUAUAUCAACAGAUGGUAUUGUUGGACGGCGUCUUGUGCGUGAUUUCAUGCUUACCAACAACCUCAACCCCCACUCUGUCCAGAUUACAUCAGAAAUGAAAGUUGCCUUUAAAUCUGCUCAUCAAAAAUACCAAAUCAUGCUUGAGGAAGAGAAGUCAAAGAAUAAAAAACAUGCUAUGUUAGAUCAGAAAGCCAUUAUUUUGUCUGAAAUUGAAGAGCUAAAAUCUAAAAUGGGUUUCCUUACAAAAACUUCAUUGAUGCUAGAAAAAGAGUUUGUCUUAACUGUGGAACAAGCGGAGAAAGAAAACAAUUUAUCAUUGGUCAGCAAAGCGAAUGCUUUAAAAAGGAAAAGUGAGGAGAAAAUGAAAGACGUAGCUAAGUUGCAGGAAACAUUGAUAUUAGAAGAGAAGAGAAAGAAACUGAAUUAACAAUAGUUGCUUUUUGACAAUUUGUUUGUUUAUAUAAAAUAUUGUUUAUGUUGACAUUUAUGCAAAUAUGGCUAAUUAAAAAACUUUAAUUAUAUUUUCAAUAUAAGAUUUUGCUUAAAAAAUAUAUGCAAUUUAAAA
Hydra vulgaris (swiftwater hydra) is the source of this 1395-nucleotide messenger RNA. RefSeq lists its product as uncharacterized. NCBI's taxonomy places the organism in Eukaryota, Metazoa, Cnidaria, Hydrozoa, Anthoathecata, Hydridae. The record is from RefSeq and is a predicted model, not a curated record.